GAGGCAGCACCGUGUGUAUAAACCCGCCCUCAAAAAAAAAGAAAGAUUGCGUUUCCCCAAAUCCUCUCUCUCUACCCGCUUUUCCUUUCUUUUCUUUCCUUUUAAUUUUCCAAAACUCUGCUUUUAUUAACUUCAAAAUAUGACUUUUAUGCCGAGCUAUUUGUUACUGCUAUCAGGUCUCCGCGUUUUACUUACGGUUAAUUUGGAUGUGGAAACAAGUAACUUCAUUGACCUAAGCGCCCCAGAAGUAAUCGACUACAAAGAUCCCUGCAAAGCUGCUGCCUUCCUGGGAGACAUUGCUUUGGAUGAGGAAGACCUGCGUAUGUUUAAGGUGGACCGCAUUCUGGAUGUUAUUCAGAGGUCCAUCCAGACCUUCAACGGCACAGAUGCAGUGAAUGGUUCGUUGUCCAGUAAGAGCAGUAGGAAUGACAUGUCUCCAGAAAGCCAUGGGCAGGGCUUUCAUCGCAGGAGGAGGGCUGCCACCUCCAGACCAGAGCGGGUGUGGCCAGAUGGGGUCAUUCCAUAUGUAAUCAGUGGGAAUUUCAGUGGCAGCCAACGAGCGAUAUUCCGUCAGGCCAUGCGUCACUGGGAGAAGCACACGUGCGUGACCUUCAUUGAGAGGACAACGGAGGAGAGCUACAUAGUCUUCACUUACCGGCCGUGCGGGUGUUGCUCCUACGUGGGCAGGAGGGGCGGAGGUCCCCAGGCCAUCUCCAUAGGAAAGAACUGUGACAAGUUUGGGAUCGUUGUGCAUGAACUGGGCCACGUGAUCGGCUUCUGGCACGAGCAUACACGGCCCGACCGCGAUGAGCAUGUCAGUAUUAUCAGAGAUAACAUCCAGGCAGGUCAAGAGUAUAACUUCCUGAAGAUGGAGCCAGGGGAGGUGGACUCUCUUGGGGAAGUGUACGACUUUGACAGCAUCAUGCAUUACGCACGGAAUACCUUUUCAAGAGGCAUUUUCUUAGACACCAUUCUACCUCGCUAUGAUGUAAAUGGAGUCAGGCCACCCAUUGGCCAGAGGACAAGGCUGAGCAAAGGGGACAUCACACAAGCUCGCAAACUCUACAAGUGUACAAGGUGUGGGGACAGCCUACAGGACAGUAGUGGAAACUUCUCCUCUCCUGGUUAUCCCAAUGGAUAUGCAGCCUAUGUCCACUGUAUCUGGAGGAUCUCUGUCACACCUGGAGAGAAGAUAAUUCUGAACAUUACUGCUAUGGACCUCUACAGGAGUCACUUGUGCUGGUAUGACCAUGUGGAGGUCCGAGACGGGUUCGGGAGAAAAGCCCCUCUGAAAGGCCGUUACUGUGGGGACAGUCUACCUGGCCCUAUCGUUUCCACGGAUAGUCGGCUAUGGAUAGAGUUCAGGAGCAGCAGCAAUUGGGUGGGCAAGGGCUUCUCAGCCGUGUAUGAAGCCAUCUGUGGGGGAGAGGUGAACAGGGACAAUGGCCAGAUCCAGUCACCCAACUACCCUGACGACUACCGACCCAACAAAGUGUGCGUGUGGAAGAUCACAGUAGCACAGGAUUUCCAUGUGGGCCUCUCCUUCCAGUCAUUUGAGAUUGAGAGGCAUGACAGCUGUGCUUAUGACUACCUGGAAGUGAGAGAUGGGAACUCAGAGAGCAGUCCACUGCUGGGCCGCUUCUGUGGCCAUGACAAACCAGACGACAUCAAGACCAGCUCCAACCAGCUUUGGAUGAAAUUUGUGUCUGAUGGAUCAGUGAACAAGGCUGGAUUUGCUGCCACCUUUUUCAAAGAGAUGGACGAGUGUUGUAAGCCUGAUAAUGGGCGCUGUGAGCAGCGCUGUGUGAAUACCCUGGGCAGCUACCGAUGUGCCUGUGACCCUGGCUUUGAGCUCGCCUCAGACAGACGCAGCUGUGAGGCAGCUGCGUGUGGAGGCUUCAUUACCAAGCUUAAUGGCUCCAUCAACACCCCCGGCUGGCCCAAAGAAUACCCCCCCAACAAGAACUGUGUUUGGCAGCUGGUGGCCCCCACACAUUACCACAUCACCCUGCUGUUUGAUGUCUUUGAGACCGAGGGCAACGAUGUGUGUAAAUAUGAUUAUGUGGAGGUGAGGAGUGGACUGACCGCUGACUCCAGGCUUCAUGGGAAGUUUUGUGGAACUGAGAAACCAGAAACCGUCACCUCCCAAUACAACAACAUGCGCAUUGAGUUCAAAUCAGACAACACAGUGUCAAAGAAAGGCUUCAAAGCCCAAUUCUUCUCUGACAAGGACGAGUGCUCUAAGGAGAACGGAGGCUGCCAACAAGAGUGUGUCAAUACCUUCGGGAGCUACAGUUGUCAGUGUCGUAGUGGCUUUGUGCUGCAUGACAAUAAACAUGACUGCAAGGAAGCUGGCUGUGAUCAUGUGGUGAGCAUUGUGUUAGGCACCAUCACCAGCCCCAACUGGCCUGACAAAUACCCCAGCAAGAAGGCCUGUACCUGGGCCCUCUCCACCACCCCAGGCCACCGCAUCAAAAUCGUUUUCAAUGAGAUCGACAUGGAGGCUCACCUGGAGUGUGCCUACGACCACCUGGAGAUCUACGAUGGGCAGGAUGGCCAGGCCCCCAGUCUGGGACGCUUCUGUGGCAUCAAGAAACCCUCGCCAGUCAUCUCCAGCGGCAAUGAGAUGUUUAUGCGCUUCUUCUCUGAUAACUCAGUCCAGAAGAGAGGCUUUGAGGCUUCACACAGUGCAGGUCUGGUCAAUCCACUGCCAUAACCUAUUUAAGAUAUUGAUAAUAAAUGUUACGUACGCCUCUUGGAGGAUGGAACGCAUCAACCUGCUACAUCUCAACUCCCAGUGAAGUGAAAAAGUAUGUGAUUGUAGGUGCUGGGAAGGACGACAGAGGCAGAGAAAAAUACCAUUUACAGGGAAAUUAAUAUUCCUUAACACAGUAAAAUGGGGAAAGGGGGCUGGACGGAACCAAAGCAAAGAAAGUAAAAUUAAGGAGUCCCCUCCUACCUUACCACUUCUUACCUAACCUUUAGCACCACCCGGCACGCUAACCAAAAUACAUGGGGUGGUCCACCCAGGUCUUGCAUAGUGUGCAUUGACAGAUUAAAUACUAUGGGUUAUGUAUGCCCGUAUGCCUCUUGCCCAAAUACUCCCAAGUGCGUUCCUCUUCCCUGGAAACAAAUUAAACUGAAUCAUUUACGUGAACAAUUUCAAUUAACCAAAAACACUAAGUCCUUUUGGCAUACACAAACCUCUGAAGGAGUGGCUACAAAAUAAUAACCAAACUUUCACUGACCAACAACCAACACAGGACAUAAAAAUAAGCUCUCCUCCCUGAGGGAGGAACACUGGCUUUUAUCAAGCUGGAGAAGGCAUUCUUAAUUGAAGAGACAGCUGUUUCCCCUGAUGAGGUGGAGGGGUCAGAGCUCCAAUCAGCGAUGGGGUCGACCAAUCAGCUGCUUUAGGAUUCCAGGAAGCCAUUUCCUGAAUUAUACACACAUACAAACCCACAACACAGAAACUGGGGAGCGUAACAAUAAUAAUAAUCCAUUAACUCCAGCAGACCAGUUAAGUGGUAUUCAUUCAUCUUACCAAGGCCUUUGAUCCAGUUGGGACUAAUUUUGUCCCUCAGAUCAAUCAAAAAGGCUUACUUUUUCCCAAAGACAACUCUAAUUACUGGGAGGUUGAAAAGGAUGUGCAACAAGGAUUUGAUCAUGGGACCAUUGUUUACCUCCAUCAUUAAUGAUUAUCUCUCUGUGUCUACUGAUGCAAAUGUAUUCUCGUAUGCUGAUGUCAAUGUCUCUGGUUUUUGAUUCUCAUCUUGUCUUGGUAUUAUAUUAUCCCUAACGUACAGUACAUUAUGUUUGUAAUGUGUGAUUCAGCAGGCAGCUUGACAACAUCUACAUUUUUUGUCAGGACCCAAAAUAAUGAGAUAUGAAUUCAUUGGUAUGAUGACAAUGCCCAUGUUGCCACCUGGGUUUGUGGUUUUUGGUCUCUUUCAACAAAGAAAUCAAAGGGACAACAGGUCAGCUUUUUCAGAUGGGUAUAAUGUUAUAGAAUCCCACAUGGAAUGUAGAGGAGAAACACUGCCUUUCAGAGAAUUAUUUGUUGAUAAAUUGGACAUUCCAUAUCUCAAUGAGUUCCUUCUCUGAGGCUCUGUCUCUUUUUUUGUGGCUGUGAGUUCUCAGAAUGUGGAGGAAGCCUGAAAGCUGAGGUCAAGACCAAAGAUCUUUAUUCGCACGCCCAAUUUGGGGAUAACAACUACCCAGGGGCGUCUGACUGCCAGUGGGUGGUAUCCGCUGAGAAGGGCUAUGGAGUAGAGCUCAUC
Molecule: messenger RNA, 4280 nt
Organism: Oncorhynchus keta (chum salmon)
Lineage: Eukaryota; Metazoa; Chordata; Actinopteri; Salmoniformes; Salmonidae
Product: bone morphogenetic protein 1-like
Exons: 19
Coding region: 140-2716 (858 amino acids)
Biological process (GO): proteolysis
Molecular function (GO): serine-type endopeptidase activity; calcium ion binding; metalloendopeptidase activity
Source: RefSeq, a predicted model, not a curated record